CUGGCUGUGGCUUUCUUCCUUGCAGAAAUCACCUCACUUGAACGGGACCAGGCCAAGAAGUUCCAUGGCCAGUCCGAAUGGAAGUCCCCGUGUCAGCAGGGUUAGUCCUGCUGACACUCCUACAGGAGUUAACUGCCACCCGGGGAUGGCAGAGCACCCUAAGGAACAAAACCUCACCAUCAGCAUUCAGGACAAGCCUGGUCACCAAGCGCAGUCUCAGCCUAACCAACACAGCAAUUCCAGGGAGGCCCCUAACAAGCCUGUUCCUCCUACCGCCAUCAGCUGCUCUGCGGUACAAUCCACCCUGAAUGCACUGACAGUGUUGAUUUACAGUGAAGCAGCAGAGACACUCUCCCCAAGCGCGUCCUGCUCCAAGCCAGUGAUAAAUGGCAAGUCCAAGUUACCAGCUGCUUCCUUGCCUUCUAUUCCGGAAGACAAACCUUUAGAGACCUUCAGGCUUAGCGACGAAGUAAAAGGCUCAACAGAUGAAACCAGGUAAAGUAAGAAUAAAUUUGGAGGAAGUGAACUUCACAGUAGAAAAUCCAACGCUGAGUGGAUGUGUCAGCGUUUUAACUCUGUAAAAGUGUUACUGUGAGCAUCCCGAGCCCCUAGAUUUGAAAAACAGUCUAUAGGAUGUGCUCAUUUGCCUUUGAGAAGAGUUAGAGAACAGUCUGCGACCGCUUGUCGUUUUCUUCUGCGCCGCCUGCUCUGGCUCACAGUGCCUGUGCCCACUUCCGCUUCCACGUGCUUUCUCAUGUCGUCUUUUCAGUGAUGAGUGAGUGUGUGACGGGCAUACUGAGUUUAGAGGAAGAGGAGUCCCAGAACUGUCAUGAAGCAACUAUUUUGUAAGGGCCUCUCUAGAAAUGUGAAAUUAAUUUCAUAGAGAAUAUAAUUAUCCCCUGCCUUCAGUUUUAAGAAACAUCAGUGCAUUGGCACAGCUGUCAUGUGACUCGGAGUAAG
Messenger RNA from Chinchilla lanigera (long-tailed chinchilla), 960 nucleotides. Its product is annotated as ubiquitin carboxyl-terminal hydrolase 42-like. The record is from RefSeq and is a predicted model, not a curated record. The transcript has 2 exons. The coding region runs from base 65 to 499 and encodes 144 amino acids. NCBI's taxonomy places the organism in Eukaryota, Metazoa, Chordata, Mammalia, Rodentia, Chinchillidae.